Molecule: messenger RNA, 2139 nt
Organism: Sphaerulina musiva SO2202
Lineage: Eukaryota; Fungi; Ascomycota; Dothideomycetes; Mycosphaerellales; Mycosphaerellaceae
Exons: 2
Coding region: 262-1524 (420 amino acids)
Biological process (GO): regulation of DNA-templated transcription
Molecular function (GO): DNA-binding transcription factor activity
Source: RefSeq, a predicted model, not a curated record
ACUAUUUGUUGCUAUAUACCAAUGCUUUUCGAUGAGCUUUGGUCCCUACCCAUGAGUGCACCAUAUAGCUAGUCAUACCUCCCGGCUUACCACCUGCUCUGAACCCUUCAACUCGCAAUCGACAGCAUUCAGAGCCGGAUAUACUGGACGGCGACCUCGAAUCAGCUCGACCACUCAGUCCCACGACCAAGGACCCUUGUGUGUACCGAUACCACAUCAAUCAACAUACCAACCAGAUCAACACCCUCACCCGCAAUCCACAUGACGUGCGUUCUUCCCACAACACCGUGGCACCCUUUCGAUAACCAUCAUCCAUGGUUAUCGAUGAAUUCUGAUACGGCGUCGUCCCACGGGGCGCUUGAUAAGGCCAGUUCUCAUGGUUAUGUCUCUCCCGGAUCCGAAACACGAAAGUCUUCUACGAGCUCCACAAAGAAGCGAGCUUCUCGAGCCGGUACACGAAGCGUGACCACACUAUCUGCUGCGCAGCUGGAGAGGAAGCGUGCCAACGACCGCGAGGCACAACGAGCCAUUAGGCAACGGACGAAAGAUCAUAUCGAUCACCUGGAAAGGACUGUGAACGACCUGCGAGGCAGCCAGGAACAAAGCGAGAAGAUGGUACAUGCCACGCAGCAGCGGAACCGAGAGCUCGAAGAAGAGGUUGUGUUCCUCCGCACCAAACUCAACGAGGCCGGGUUCAAUUUGAAUACACUAUCAAACGACGGACUACGAAUGUCUGAUUCCGGCCUCCUAUCCGUACCGUCCACUUCACCAACGAAUCCUGUUGGUGCCAGCAUCUCGCGUGCGGGAUCCUCUUCAACACCAAGCAACCAUUCCGCCGCAACCCAAGACUCUGGCUCCCGCCACGGAUCAUGGCAGCACGGAGCCAGCUACGGCGGUACUCCUAUGGGUCUCCCCAACGCACCUGCAGUUGCCAACGCUUCCAACGUGACGGCAUGGCGAUCCCAUGAGAACGCUCAAAACUUGCAGCCCAUACAGACCUCCAGCAGUGGCCUGCAAGAUCCAAUGCAGGCCCCAGGAUCUGCAAACUACCAACAAGGUGAAAGAGUCGACUGGUCUGGCACUCCAACCAGCUACCAGUAUGUGAACCAAGAACAACAACGACCACAAAAAUAUGAGACCACGUCUGCACAGCAAGCACAAGGAUAUGAGACAGCAUCUGCACAGCAAGCCCAAGGAUACCAGCCUUCAGCAUAUCCUCCCAUGGGUCCUCAGAGCGAGUAUCCUAACAUUUCGGUAUCAUCAAGCCCCAGCUACCAAGUCCAGGGCCAGACUUCAUUCCCACAGCCGCCAUCGUUCCAAAUGGCACCUAUGCAGAUACCUACCAGUGCAGGUGGUUACACCUCUCCGCACACACAGAUGCACGCACCGCCGCUGAGCAACUCAUCGUUCCACUCCACUGCGGGUGAACAGACGUACGGUCAGCAGCCAGCACCGCCGGCGAUGCAAUACCGAGAUGAAAGUGCCAACCGAGCCUACCCGCUUACACACUACCCGAAUGCAUGAGCUGCAGACCUGCUCGUGGAGGUAGAUGUUCAACGAUAACGUCGUAUGACCUGCCCCAACAAACGACAUGCACCGCGUGGCAAGCCCAUGUGCGUGUACGAAACCUCAUUGGUGGCUGCGUUAGGGGACGUCACAUGGUGCACGCAUUGGCGUAUGCGCAUCGUUGAUGCAGUCUCAGCAACGACCGAAGCCUCACAGAGCUAGAGGCAACCUGCAAAGAUCCCGUGCCGGGGAUUGGAAGCCAAGACGGCUUUCGCGGCCCGUGGCCAGUCGGGAACAGCAUCCCGAAGCUACUACGCUAGGUCCAUGCCACUUCUGGCUGCGGACCAUCACGACUCUCGAUUUACGGCCUCGAUGACGAUGAAAAACCCCCUGUUAUUGUACAUCUACUAGUAGAAUGAUGUACCUACUUAUUCUAAUGCUAUCUACAUAUGCGAUGGGAGGUGGGUGGUUGGGUGUUUUGACUCUGGAGUUGAUGUGUUGAGAGAGAAAAAGAGGGGUUUGAGGGAAAAGCAACAAAAAACAGUACUUUUGCCUUUCACAGGCACAAGGGAACACUUCCCCAGAGGGACAGAGGACACGCCGAUUUUUGAUGAAACUUUUAGCUAAUACCCC